Hyaloscypha bicolor E is the source of this 1245-nucleotide messenger RNA. RefSeq lists its product as uncharacterized. Gene Ontology annotation, biological process: regulation of transcription by RNA polymerase II. The transcript has 2 exons. The record is from RefSeq and is a predicted model, not a curated record. Gene Ontology annotation, molecular function: DNA-binding transcription activator activity, RNA polymerase II-specific; zinc ion binding. Lineage: Eukaryota; Fungi; Ascomycota; Leotiomycetes; Helotiales; Hyaloscyphaceae. Bases 1 to 1245 code for a protein of 414 amino acids.
AUGCAUCGUCGUGGCCACCGAAAAAGCAGGAACGGGUGCGUGGAGUGUAAACGACGGCAUGUCAAGUGCGAUGAAACUCACCCAACAUGCAUUCAAUGCAACACAGCGCAGCUUCGCUGUAUGUAUGCUUCUGGGUGGAACUCUGGCCCUCCACAGUCUUCUGCUUCGCCACGAGCGUCUUCACAAAAUGGCUCAUCGAUCACCUCCACCGUUGAGCCUCGCUCUCCAAACAACAUACAACCCCGAAUACCAGACCCACCGAUUUUAAACGCCCAUUUUUCAGUAACAGGGAGUGCAGACGACCAUUUCACAGUCAAUCUGCUUCAUCUCCAACUAUUCAAUCAUUUUACGACCGAAACCGCCAACACCAUCAUGCUCGAUCCUCGAGACUCUCAGAAGUCAAUGGAUGUGACUAUGAAAGCAGCUUUAUCAGCGCCCUACCUCAUGCAAGAAAUUCUGGCACUUUCAGCUCUACAUUUGAGCGUUCUUUACCCUGCCCAGCGAGAGUUCUACCACCACCAAGCAUCGGCUCUGCAAACAAGAGCACUCACGAUCUUCAACAACUCGCACCUCGAUGUCAACGCCGAAAACUGUAUACCCAUCGCCAUAUUCUCCUCGCUCCUAGCAAUGCACUCCCUGUGCGACGUUGUCAGCGGCCCAAAUGAUGAUUUCAGUAAUUUCCUGAACAGUUUCAUCCACUGCCUGGAUUUGCACCGCGGAAUUCGUGCUAUUGCGAGUCACUCGUGGCGCAUCCUUCGACAGUCGGAACUUCAGCACGUUGUUGAAGCUGGAGAAGCGUUGAAUCGAACAGAUAAUCUAGUUGGCAAGGAGUGCGAUGAGCUUCGAGCUCUGCUCGGUUCAGCGGAUAUUGGCCAUGCAUCGAUGACAGCAUGCGAAACAGCCAUCGACCAUUUGCAGCGGACUUUUGAUAUGGAGCGGCUGUCGGAUGGUAGGGACAAUACGUUCGCAAUUUGGCCGGUUUUGGUACCGACAGAGUACAUGGAUCUGGUUAUAAAGCGCAGUCCGGAAGCCCUUGUUGUCCUUGCUCAUUUUGCGGUGGUAUUGCACAGUCAUCGUAGGGAGUGGUUUAUUAGGGAAGGCGGCGGGUACUUGAUCAGUUCUAUCUCACGGCAUCUUGGGUCGUACUGGGAUAAUUGGAUGGCAUGGCCGAAUUCUGUUCUUGGAUCUUCGAAUCCGUCUCAACUACCUCGCAGUCUACCUCAAAGUCCCCUACCUGCUGGAUAG